Molecule: messenger RNA, 2985 nt
Organism: Pocillopora meandrina
Lineage: Eukaryota; Metazoa; Cnidaria; Anthozoa; Scleractinia; Pocilloporidae
Source: the annotation of a GenBank genome assembly
AUGAAGAAAUCACAGCCAAGACAAGCAUCCAGCACUCUUGUUUUCCUCACUGUAAUCUGUCUUGUAGGAUUCAUUCAUGUUGAGGUUGAACUUCACGUUCAUCGAAAAAUGCUUCAAGAAUUAAAUCAACUAAAGGAAGAAAACCUCGAGCUACGAAACAAGGGAAGUGACGAAGAUAUGUCUUCCUUGGAACAUACCUCAGAUAAAGGUAAAUGAAAAUCGAUGUGUAGCAAAAAUUGCCAUUGAAAAUUAUAAAUGUGGGAUGAUUCCCGUCAAAAAGAAUCGUUUAAGAUCUUAAUGGGAGACAAAAACGUUUCAUUGAAGCUUUAAUAAAUCAGCUACUGUCAGAAAAUGUACCCGCAUCCGUAUUAGCUUCAUCCUUCAACUCAUCCUUUCUUGCUGAAACCUGACAUCGCUUAGCUUCCGCAUAAUUUAAUGCCGUGAGCCUCACGACUUCCUUAAGAGAUAAACAAAAGAUGGUGAUAUUUCAAAAGGAAAUAUCCACUUGUGCUAGGAAUAAGCUUCAUUAAGUAAACAUAACGUUUCACCCAAAUUGACUUCCUCGUUGCAUGAGGUGCACAUCUCACCAUAUAAAACACGAUAUCUAUCUAAAUAAAUAGCAACACGUAAACCUAACAGAUAUAGAGGGAAGCAUAGAAGAAAGGGAAAAAAAAAACGGUCAGAUAAUGUGCCAAUUACUAUAUCGGGAAAAUCUAGUCUAAGCUGGUUUGAUAUGGUAACGCCAUUUAAUAUUAUAUCUGAAUCAGUAAAACCUCCUAUUCCAAAGGGAAUAUUAUCUAUGGUUAGGGUUGUUGGUUAGAUCUACAAGGUCAUCACCGGUUGUGGCUUUCCAUUCAAUAUUUGGGCAUUUUCGUUUCGUCUCGUCCAAUCCAACCCUAAUCUUACCCCCAGAGACCAAAAAGACAUUGAGGGGAGUUCAGCAAGUUUCACUUCGCUGAUUUACAUCUGAACCAACCUGAAUUUGUCCUAAAAUUAUGUUAGUGGCGAUUUAACACAAAAAAUAACAGUGUGUACUAUUUCCGUCCGCUCUUAUUCACAGAUCUAGAGUUUCACGUACGUCACAAGCGUCGGGUGCAAACUCUCAAAAAAAAAAGAAAUGUUAGCGACAGCAUCGAUCGCGAUGUCAUCCAAAGGGAAGUGCGACUCGCUUUGAGCGACAUAACCUGUAAUGUACAUUGCCCCAAAAGCACUAGGGGAAAACGAGGAAGACCGGGCCUCAGAGGCCCUCCAGGAAAUCACGGACCACCCGGACCACAGGGUAUUAAGGGCCCUAGGGGAAACCAAGGCCCCCCGGGUACCCAGGGACCUCCAGGACCUAUAGGACCCCCCGGAGUCAAGGGAAACCCUGGCAAAUCCAUCUCAACUCCUUCGAUCGUGGUACUUCCAAAGUCUCAGGUGGUAAACGCAAGUGGAACAGCCUCGUUUCAAUGCCUAGCUGCUGGAAAUCCAGAGCCAGAGGUGACAUGGUUAAAGCAGAACUCAACUCUUCCCUCGGAUAAGCGUAUUGUGGCAUCACGUGGAAGUCUGGUGAUCACGAGUGUUACGUCAGGGGAUGACGGAAUAUACACUUGUGUUGCGAAAAACAUCUUGGGAAUGAUGAAUGCUACAGCUGCGUUGUCUAUUCAAGGUUGCUAGCAUUUCACUUUUUGUCUUUUAGCAUAGUUAUUUAGUUAAGUUUGAUAAGUUCUUAAUUACUCAUACGAUAAGGCAGAAUAGCGAUAUUACAGUAUAGUCAAGCCUCACUUGCAUGCGUGACACGGGGUGGGGCACGACAGGCUGGGAAUGGGAGCUGAUGUCCCAAAGUCUUCGUAUCUUCAUUAAUGACAUUGUAUUUUCUACAAUAGACUUAAGUUUUAGUUAAUUUCUGUUCUCUUUUUAUUUUCAGUUGGUGCUAACAUUAUUCGGAAACCUUCGUCUGUACUUGUUGAAGAAAACCAAAACGUGACCCUGGUCUGCCAAGCCAGCGGUCAGCCGACUCCAACGGUCACAUGGCAGAAAGCCUUUAGCCCACUACCAAGGAAAAAGACGACAGCGGUCAAUGGAACCUUGACUAUUUCUAAUAUAGAAAAAGCGGACGGGGGAGCUUAUGCAUGCGUAGCAACGAAUCUACUCGGAGAUGACUCAGCUGUCGCCCAAGUGACAGUUCUUGACACACUCAAAUUUAAAAUAACUCCUCCACAAAAAGUGACUGUAUCAGCUUCCAGCAAAGUAGUUUUACACUGUGCAGCACAAGGUGCACUAAAUAUAUUUUGGAAAAAGUCGGGUCAAGCACUUCCUCAAAAUCAUGUUCUUUAUCCAAAUGGAACUUUGCUGCUCACAAAAGUUUCUCCAAAUGAGGCUGGGAGUUACUCAUGUGUAGCCAAAAAUUUUAAGCGGUUUAUCGAGGCAACAUCAGUCGUCGAAGUUUUUAAGCUCGAGCCCAAGUCCUGCAGCAGAAUAAAAGCAGAGAAGCCUGGUGCCCCGUCAGAUAAUUAUACUAUUGACCCUGAUGGCAAAGGAGGCGUGACACACUUCAGUGUGUAUUGUGACAUGAGUGACAAGGGUGGAGUUGGCGUGACUGUCAUCAGUCACGACAGUGAGAGUAGAACUCACGUCGGUAAUACCAAUGGAUGUGAAAAUAAAGGAUGUUACAGGAAAGAUGUACGUUAUACUGGAGUCAGUACCGCUCAGCUGGCAGCGCUCACUCAAGUCUCAAAGAACUGUGAACAGUUUAUCAAGUACGAAUGUAAAAAUGACGCAGGAUCGGUUUCGGACGGUGAUAAUUGGUUGGUGUCACGUGAUGGAACACAGAUGUACUACUGGGGCGGAGCAAGUGGACGUUAUAAAACGUGCGCAUGCGGAGUAACAAAUUCUUGUUCUAGUGGUAAAAAGUGCAACUGCAAUAGUUAUUAUUCUUUGGGGCUGGUUGGAGAGAGGAUAGUGGUCUUUUGUCAGACAAGUCUGUCUUGCCCAUCUCACAAAUAA